AUGGAUAAGAAAGCUAGGGAAUACGCCCAGGAUGCUCUUAAAUUCAUUCAGAGAAGUGGUAGUAAUUUUUUAGCUUGUAAGAAUUUGAAAGAAAGACUUGAAAACAAUGGUUUUAUUAAUUUAAGUGAAGGGGAGACAUGGAACUUAAAUAAGAAUGAAGGUUAUGUUUUAUGUAAAGAAAAUCGUAACAUUUGUGGUUUUUUUGUAGGUAAGAAUUUUAAUAUAGAUACAGGUUCUAUAUUAAUAUCUAUUGGACAUAUAGAUUCGUGUGCUUUGAAAAUAUCACCAAAUAAUAAUGUAAUAAAAAAGAAAAUACAUCAAAUUAAUGUUGAAUGCUAUGGCUCAGGUUUAUGGCAUACAUGGUUCGAUAGAAGUUUAGGUUUAUCAGGACAAGUAUUAUAUAAAAAAGGAAAUAAACUAGUUGAAAAAUUAAUUCAAAUUAAUAAAUCUGUUCUUUUCUUACCUAGUUUAGCUAUACAUUUACAAAAUAGGACUCGAUAUGAUUUUUCUGUAAAAAUUAAUUAUGAAAAUCAUAUAAAACCUAUUAUUAGUACAACUCUUUUUAAUCAGUUGAAUAAAUGCAAAAGAAAUAACGUACAUCAUGAUACUAUUCUUACUACAGAUACCAAAUUUAGUCACAAAGAGAAUUCACAAAAUAAAAGAGAUGAUCAGAUGUGCCAUUCGUUUAAUGAUAAAGAUGUUAGUAAUCAUAAUUUAGAUAAAAAUACAAUUGAACAUUUGACUAAUCAACAAAAUGAAGAAAAAAAUAAACAUACAAAAGAUAAUCCAAAUUCUAAAGAUAUUGUAGAACAUAUAAAUACAGAUAAUUCAUAUCCUUUAUUAUAUCUUUUAUCAAAAGAAUUAAAUUGUAAAGAAGAAGAUAUCUUAGAUUUCGAACUAUGUUUAAUGGAUACACAAGAACCUUGUUUUACUGGAGUGUAUGAAGAAUUUAUUGAAGGGGCACGUUUUGAUAAUUUACUAGGAUCAUUUUGUGUCUUUGAAGGAUUUAUAGAACUUGUAAAUAGUAUAAAAAAUCAUACAUCAAACGAAAAUACAAACCAUACAAAUAAUAUAACUAAUGACAUCAAUGAUAAUAUUCAUAAUAAUCUUUAUAUAAGUAUUGGUUAUGAUCAUGAAGAAAUAGGAUCUCUUAGCGAAGUUGGUGCACGAUCUUAUUGUACGAAAAAUUUUAUUGACAGAAUCAUUUCAUCUGUUUUUAAAAAGGAAAUACAUGAAAAGAAUUUAAGUGUUCAAGAAAUUUAUGGAAAUCUUGUUAAUCGUUCUUUUAUCUUAAAUGUUGAUAUGGCUCAUUGUAGUCAUCCAAAUUAUCCAGAAACCGUUCAAGAUAAUCAUCAAUUAUUUUUUCAUGAAGGUAUUGCUAUCAAAUACAAUACUAACAAAAAUUAUGUUACUUCUCCAUUACAUGCAAGCUUAAUUAAAAGAACCUUCGAAUUAUAUUACAAUAAAUAUAAACAACAAAUCAAAUAUCAAAACUUUAUGGUCAAAAAUGAUACACCUUGUGGUAGUACAGUAGGAUCUAUGGUAGCAGCUAAUCUAUCGAUGCCCGGUAUAGACAUUGGUAUUCCUCAGCUAGCCAUGCAUUCUAUUAGAGAAAUUGCAGCUGUGCAUGAUGUCUUCUUUCUAAUCAAAGGUGUUUUUGCAUUCUAUACCUACUACAACCAAGUCUUAUCCACAUGUGUCCACGACAAAUAG
This is a messenger RNA of Plasmodium falciparum 3D7, 1713 nucleotides long. RefSeq names its product M18 family aminopeptidase (gene M18AAP). The record is from RefSeq and is a predicted model, not a curated record. NCBI's taxonomy places the organism in Eukaryota, Apicomplexa, Aconoidasida, Haemosporida, Plasmodiidae.